Messenger RNA from Thalassophryne amazonica, 3100 nucleotides. RefSeq names its product CCR4-NOT transcription complex subunit 3-like. The record is from RefSeq and is a predicted model, not a curated record. Gene Ontology annotation, cellular component: CCR4-NOT core complex; P-body; nucleus. Gene Ontology annotation, biological process: regulation of DNA-templated transcription; nuclear-transcribed mRNA poly(A) tail shortening; regulation of stem cell population maintenance. Lineage: Eukaryota; Metazoa; Chordata; Actinopteri; Batrachoidiformes; Batrachoididae.
UUGCCAACCUCUGUAAAAAGCCAAGAAGAAGAAAUUGCUGUUACAGUGAGCGAGCUAGUCGAAAAGAAAACACAAUUUGGAAGUAAAGAAGACCUUUUUUGGAAUUAGUUGUGGCUUUAAUUGAAAAAAGAUAAACGAAAGCCCAGACCCUAGCUCCCUUUGUGACAGACGGAAUGUGGACAGUGUCGUAGUUGGAGCCAUGGCUGACAAGAGAAAAUUACAAGGUGAAAUUGAUAGAUGUUUGAAAAAGGUAGCUGAAGGUGUAGAACAGUUUGAAGAUAUUUGGCAAAAGCUCCACAAUGCAGCCAAUGCAAAUCAGAAGGAGAAAUAUGAGGCUGAUCUCAAAAAAGAGAUUAAAAAAUUACAGCGAUUGAGAGAUCAAAUAAAGACGUGGGUUGCUUCUAAUGAGAUCAAAGACAAAAGGCAACUAAUUGAGAAUCGCAAACUUAUCGAAACGCAAAUGGAGCGGUUCAAGGUGGUGGAGCGUGAAACAAAAACGAAGGCCUACUCUAAAGAAGGUUUGGGGUUGGCACAGAAAGUUGAUCCAGCUCAAAGGGAAAAAGAAGAAACGGGACAGUGGUUAACAAGUACAAUAGACACUCUAAAUAUGCAGGUGGAUCAGUUUGAAAGUGAGGUUGAGUCUCUUUCAGUGCAAACGAGAAAGAAGAAGGGUGAUAAGGAGAAGCAAGAUCGUAUUGAUGAGCUCAAACGGUUGAUUGAGAGACAUAGGUUUCAUAUUCGUAUGUUGGAGACCAUUUUACGAAUGCUGGAUAAUGACUCUGUGCCAGUAGAUGCAAUCCAAAAGAUCAAGGAUGAUGUUGAGUACUACAUUGAUUCCUCUCAAGACCCAGACUUUGAAGAGAAUGAGUUCCUGUAUGAUGACUUAGACCUGGAAGACAUCCCUGCAGCAUUAGUUGCCACAUCACCAUCAGGUCAGGGUAACAUGGAAGAUGAGAUGUAUCUUCACUCGAGCAGCACUCCCACUUCCACCACCUCUUCUUCACCUAUUCCCCCAUCUCCAGCUACAUGCACUGCUGAGAACUCGGAAGACGAUAAGAAAAGGGGACGGUCGGCAGACAGUGAAGUUAGACAGUCACCGGUGAAGAACGGCACCCCAUCCUUGCUAUCUUCCUUCUCUUCUUCAACCGCCUCGGGGUCAUCCUCAUCUUCCUCCUUAGUGUCCAUGGCAAGUGUUGUUGGAGGCAUUCCUGUAGUUCCUACGAGCAGCAGUCUUAUAGGAAGCUUCAGCAGCGCAGUGCAGCAACACCAACAUCAACCUCCACAACAGCAACAACAACCUCAGUCAGCAAAUCAAUCACAGCAGCAGCAGCCACCUCAAACAAAGUCUUCUGUCCCCUCUAACAACACCCCCAGUCCACCCAGCAACUCCCUUCUCCCAGCUUCCACUGCACCUUCUCUUCAAACAACCAGCACACCCAGCUCAUCGGCUUCCAACUCUCAGUCUCAGUCCACACCGGGACCCACCCCACCGUCCAAUUUGGGACUUGGGUUGGGGCUGGGAUUGAACAAAGGUGGCUUGACAGGAACCAGCAGUGCCAACCAAAUGUCUGGUUUAGGCCUGGGCGGCCACUCCACUCCUUUAAACACAAUGGCAGGGCUCAUUUCAGGGUCCACACCUGCUCCUUACGCUCAGGCUGCAGCAUCAGGAGGCCUGGGUUUGAGCAGUACCACCCAGUCAAGCAUUUCAGUGGAGAACAACACUAUCAUCCCCACCUCUGGCUCCAGUGGAGUCACCACCAAUGGCGCAGCAACAGGGCUGGGUUUGCUGGGUUCAAGCCCAGCUCACAGCUCUCUUAGUGGGAGCAUACUGAGUCUGGUUCCUGGGCAAAAUGUAGCCUCUGGUGCUUCUCAGGUGCCCCCAAGUUCUGUCAGCUCUGCCAUUGGAGGGGUAGUUAGCAUGAUGGGAAACAACGGAGGGAAUGUCGGUAUCGUUGGAGGAGUAGGGGUGAAUGCUGCUCCUGCUAGACCACCAAGUGGACUUAAGCAAAAUGGAAGCACAAGUUAUAGUGCUGUAGUGGCAGAGAGUUCCACAGACUCAGUUCUAAGCACACCAAGCCAGUCACAAAGCAGCCAACCAUCAUCUCUUAGUUCUUCAACCAGCCAGCCGAUGGACAAUGGGCCCAGUUUAAUCAGCUCCAUCACCCUGCCUCCCAGUUCUCCGUCCCCAUCAUUUUCGGACAGCACACCCGUAGGAGGGAGUCUUCUCAACGGGCCCCACUCCUACACACAGGCCUCCGAGGGCCUCAAGGCUCCUGAGCCUCUGAGCUCUCUGAAGGCGAUGGCUGAGAGGGCAGCACUGGGAUCAGGCCUGGAUGGAGAGCUUCCCAGCCUGCACCUAACAGACAGAGGUGGGAAUGAUAUUUCUUCUGGGUCAUCUGCAGCCCCGGGCACACCUGCUGCCCCCCAGCCGUCUGUGUCAGAAGUCAGCAUUCCCCCCUCACUAGGUGUUUGUCCGCUGGGUCCAACUCCUCUCCCAAAGGACCAGCUCCACCAGCAGGCCAUGCAGGAGGCUGCGUGGACUCACAUGCCACACCCCUCUGACUCUGAGAGGAUCAGACAAUACCUGAUGAGGAAUCCGUGUCCCACACUACCCUUCCAUCAUCAGGUCCCACCGCAUCACUCUGACUCCAGAGAGUUUUACCAGAGACUGUCCACAGAAACUCUCUUUUUCAUCUUCUACUACCUAGAGGGCACAAAGGCUCAGUAUCUAUCUGCGAAAGCUCUGAAGAAACAAUCCUGGAGGUUUCACACAAAGUAUAUGAUGUGGUUCCAGAGGCACGAGGAGCCCAAAACCAUCACUGACGAGGGCACUUACAUUUACUUUGACUAUGAGAAAUGGGGCCAGAGGAAGAAGGAGGGGUUCACCUUCGAGUACAGGUACCUUGAAGACAGAGACCUGCAGUGACGGACCGAGAAAAGCGCAAGGACAGAGACAUAAUGUGCUGCUGUUGACAUUCCGAGACUGAACUCCAAACUGUGGAUAGAGAUUGAUGUGUAGUAGAAACCCUCUCCUAAAAUGGAGACUGGCGUCUGUAUAGGCUGCAUCUCACGUGAAGCCCCCUUGCUCCUCAGUAGCACA